This is a messenger RNA of Aricia agestis (brown argus), 1020 nucleotides long. Its product is annotated as vesicle-associated membrane protein 2-like. NCBI's taxonomy places the organism in Eukaryota, Metazoa, Arthropoda, Insecta, Lepidoptera, Lycaenidae. Gene Ontology annotation, biological process: vesicle-mediated transport; vesicle fusion. The transcript has 6 exons. The record is from RefSeq and is a predicted model, not a curated record. Gene Ontology annotation, molecular function: SNAP receptor activity; syntaxin binding. Bases 90 to 647 code for a protein of 185 amino acids. Gene Ontology annotation, cellular component: plasma membrane; SNARE complex.
GCGCCAAGCGCACUUCUGAAGCUCACAGUACACGAGCUUUUUCAAGCUCGAAUCUUUUUCUUAGUGUUGAACAGGAAAAAGAUAGAAAAAUGGCCGCGGAAGGUGGUGGAGACCCCAAUCAGCUGUCAGCACCAGAGCCCCAGACUGGCCCAGAUGGGGAGAUCAUCGGAGGACCACGCACCCCGCAACAGAUUGCAGCACAGCGCCGCCUGCAGCAGACGCAGGCGCAGGUCGAUGAGGUGGUGGACAUCAUGAAAGCCAACGUUGAAAAGGUGUUAGACAGGGACGCCAAGCUAUCAGAGUUAGAUGAUAGAGCAGAUGCACUGCAACAAGGCGCCUCACAGUUUGAGCAGCAGGCGAAGAGUUUGAAAAAUAAAUUCUGGUUGCAGAAUUUAAAGAUGAUGAUUAUAAUGGGAGUCAUCGGAAUAGUCAUAAUAGGUCUAUUGUUCGUUCGGUACCGCGGCGCGCCCGAUGUGAGCGCGGUCGGAGCGGUUGUCGAAACCAAUACAAAUGCCACUCAGGUUAUCACCCAUAAUAAUUGUAAGUAUAUCACUUUGUUGGGUGCGAAAUGUAUAUGGGUCACUUUAUUUGGUGAAAAUAGUUUGUAUAGUUCAUUAAGUGUAAAUCGUAUAUUGAUAAUUGGGUAAAAAUCGUUGGGUCAUUUGGUGUAAUAUUAUAGUAUGUAUAUGGGUCAUUUGGUGCAAAUCGUUUAUGGGUCUUUGGGUGCAAAUAGGUCACUUUAUUUGGUGCAAAUCGUAUUAUAUGGGUCAUUUGGGUGCAAAAUUGCGUGUUAUAGGUCACUUUAUUUGGUGAAUAUCGUUUGUGGGUUGCUUUAUCAAAAGAAAAUAAAAUGACUUAAGCCAUAGUUUUUUAAAGUGUCCCAUAACUGUCUUUUAAUGUUUGUCUGUGUUUUCCUAACUUUUGCUUCAGCAUGUGUAGUGCUUGUGUCUUGCUAGUCAUAACUCAUAUUGUAAGAGUUUUAUAAUCAAAUUGGUACUAAAAUAUUUUAAGCAGGAGUAU